AGCAUUACAUGAAUUUCUUAAUUUUAGUAAUUGUCUUUACAAGACUAUAAAUGGAAGUGUAUCAAAACUAAGUCAAUUUUAGUGCUUCAAUGGCGUCCAAAAAUGUUUCACAACUGAUAGAAAAGGAGGUAUGGACGAAGGCACUCCGCGGAACUUGGAAUAACAACAACAAUCAUGAUAUAAGAGAGGAUGGGGAAGAGGAGACAUGCUUUGAAAAUUCAUUUACUGAUUCAGAAGUGACAAAUCAUGAACAUACAAAUGAUCUUACAUCCAGGGUUCCGGCCAGAAAUGUUGACUUUGUCACAAUGAAAAAAAGUUCAGUUGAAAACACUUCGGAAAAUACUGCUUCUGACACUACAGAGAACUUCAUUAAAAUAUCAUCAGAAAAUAAUGGAGACAGGCCUUCUAGGCUUCAGUAUUUGCCUUCCUCAAAGCCAAGUAAAGAACCAGAAAAAAGUCAAGAACUUAAUUCAGUCGACGAGGACAACGAUGAAAAAGUUGAUGAAGUUGACUAUUUUGAUAGUGAUGAGGAAUACAUGGAAACACACGGACAAAGAUACGACCAGAAAGACGUUUUCGAUUUGAUACUCGAAGAUUCGUACAAGCCUUUAAGAAGCAGAUAUAGUAAAGGAGUAGAACAAUAUAGAAAUAUUUCUGUAUACAAAAGAUCCAUACAAGCAUUUGCAAGAGACAACCAGUUUGAAAUUUAUGAUGUCAUUCAUGAUGGGAAUUGUAUGUUCGGGGCGAUUGCUGAUCAGUUUAUGAUAAAUGGUCGAAUUGGGUAUACAGCACAACAACUACGAUUUACAGCAGUAGACUAUUUGAGAAAGUAUCCUUUCAAGGAAGAUGGCAAUCAUAUCCAAUCCUUUCUGUGUAACGAGUCUUGGGAAGAUUAUCUCUCAAGAAUGUCCAAAUCGAGUGAGUGGAGUGAUCAUAUAGUACUUCAGGCUUUGGUCGAUGCCUACAACUUAGAGGUGGUAGUCUUCAAUGUCUUUCAGGAUGACAUUAUGAGAACUGAGAUUCACCCAGAAAAUAUUAGAAAUCGAAAUCAAAUCCAAAUUUUUCUAGGACAUUUGGGCGAAUUUCAUUAUUUGAGUUUGCGUCCAGCCCACUGGUCAGUCUCUUGGCCUUACAGGUCCAUUUUAUAUAGACUUUUGGUGUGUUCUCAUAAAAUGCCUCUAGCAGCAAGGAAAGAACUGAUACAGAAUAAAAUUACCGAAAUUGGAGCCAGCAAUAAGGUAAAACAAGAAUUUUUAGACUUGGUGCAACUUCCAUUUGAAGGGUCUGAAAUAGAAACCAGUCUGGAAAAUUCAUCAAUGGACAAACAUGUUCUAUCAAAGGAAAUUCACAGAGAAAAUUCUAUGUUCCAUUUUGAAACAUUCUGUUUCGAAGAUUUACAACUUCAAGAAUCAGAAGAUUCAUCGGGCGUCAUUUUCUACGAUCCCAUGCAGAUUGACACCGUAACUGGGAUUCCACUUCUUCAUCUAUCCUACAUUCUCAAACAGUUAUUUCCCCGUCAUAUGCUCAAGGCAUAUUCUUGGUCACAGAGUCCUCUAAUUUUCUUUGAUACUUCUUGUCUUCUUCAUUACAUCGGCUCGGCUGCAGAUGGAAUCAAUGUUUAUUUAAAAGACAUCAGUGAAAAUCAAUCAAAACGCAGAUUUUAUAAUGGACAUAAACAGAAAAAAGAUGGAGAUGUUGCUCUUAUUCCACUAGAGAAAAUUGUGCAACAUUGUGAUAUAAGAAAAAAUCAAACCUCAGUAGGAAGUAUAUUCGCAGACUCAUCAAAAACUCAUCCAGGUUAUUGUCAAUUAAGGCUACCACUUAAUACAAAAGAAAAUGAGAGAAAUGUUCUGCAAAAGGAAUCAGAAAAGUUUCUUAAGGAAGUAGAAGUAGAUGCAGAGCUUUCCACACCAGAACAUGUCCAUCUUACGUACAAAGGACUGCUUUGUGGAACAUUUCCUCCAUUAGCUGAGGAGUGGAGAAUUCGAAUAAGGAAAUUUACAUUUCCUUCUCGCCAACUCAUUCAUAAUAUUUUGCAGGGUAAAUGCACAUUGAUUAAAAAGGCACAUCCUUACAGUAAAGAACCAGAUAUUGAAUGGAAGUACAACUUUUCUAUGGCUGAGCAUACGAUAUUUACGAAUGGCUUAACCGAUUCUCAGAUGCAUGGAUUCUGUGUAUUCAAAGUGUUGGUCGAAAACAUGACUUUUCAUCUAACAAGGCAAUUGAAAAAUAAGCAUUUGAAAGCGGUGUACUUGCGUGCUUUAGAGGAAAUACCUUGUGAAGCCUGGGAGACCAAUUUUAGUGGAUGCAUUUUAUUUGUCAUUAGUAAUUUGGUAGCAAAUUUAAAAGACAAUUUUCUACCACAUUAUUUUAUCCCUAGUAACAAUCUUAUAGAGUGCUACUCAUCUCAAGAGAUUGAAAAUAUUGGUGCCAAUGUUGAAUGUCUUCGAAUGUUUCCAGUGGUAAUCGCCCAAAACAUAGCGGAAAACCAUGGCUAUCAUCAUGCCCCGAAGGUGAUACAAAUGGUCUUUGCAAAUUGUAAAUCAUUUGACGGUAAAGACUUGACAACAAUAUUUAGGAAUGCGUUCACACCUGGAACAUUCCGUUCCUUAAAAGUUUUGACGAGACUUCUGAAAUACGUACACGACCAAAUUGCUCUUAUAUCGAAGCCGUCGGAUUGUUUUGAGAUACCAAGUUUCCUUGAAUUCUUCUACAUGGCUUUGAAACACCUUCGUCAAAACUCAUCACGCAUUAUUUUGGCAAAAUGUUUUGACAUUCAAUUCAAGACUGAUAUUCUGAAGGAAUACAUUAAUGAUAAGGCAACGUACGCUAAAGAUGUCCUACCAUGGGCAGCUGACUUUAAGAUUGGAUUAACAGAAGUUCCAAAAGAGAAAGCCAGUGAUUUUUCCUCUCUUGCUGAUUUCUUUUACGCCUAUAGCUUAAGAGAAUUUGAAAAGCGAAAUUCAAUACUCUCUGUGUUAGCUAUUGAAACAGCAAUACUCUGUAUUAAAGAAGUCCUAAAAACGGAUACAAUAAAAUUAGAAGAAAUAGAAGAUGAACGCUUGAAGGAAGAAAUCUUAUCCCAAAAAGACAGGUUAGCUAGGGAUCUGAAAAGGAAGCUUGAGGAGUACUAUAAUCAUAUGUUUGCUAUCUCAUUGCAGUAUCUUACAUUUAAACCUAUUAUAGACCACAUGGAUGAUAUUGAAACACUUUGUGAUGAGCUUCCGGAAAUGGCACUCAGCGUGAGUCGAAUGUUUACAUAUCUGAAAAGAGGAGAUAAAGCCUUAGAAUACGAACGUAAAUAUAAUACUGCUUUCAAGAGGAGAUAA
Molecule: messenger RNA, 3329 nt
Organism: Saccostrea cuccullata (small rock oyster)
Lineage: Eukaryota; Metazoa; Mollusca; Bivalvia; Ostreida; Ostreidae
Exons: 5
Coding region: 90-3329 (1079 amino acids)
Biological process (GO): protein deubiquitination
Molecular function (GO): cysteine-type deubiquitinase activity
Source: RefSeq, a predicted model, not a curated record